Messenger RNA from Cucurbita pepo subsp. pepo (vegetable marrow), 2488 nucleotides. Its product is annotated as DNA ligase 6. Lineage: Eukaryota; Viridiplantae; Streptophyta; Magnoliopsida; Cucurbitales; Cucurbitaceae. Gene Ontology annotation, molecular function: damaged DNA binding; 5'-3' DNA exonuclease activity. Gene Ontology annotation, biological process: interstrand cross-link repair; double-strand break repair via nonhomologous end joining. The record is from RefSeq and is a predicted model, not a curated record.
UCUUCGCAGAGCCAACGCCUCUGGUUAAUGGCUUCCGAAUCUUCCACCGCUAAACCCUUAGCAAUCGACUCAUCCCUCUCCUUCGUCACUGCCAUUGAAUCCUUUUCACGGCAAUUGAAUCUCUCUCUUCCUCCUCUGAAGCUCCCAUUCCGGCCGCCUCCAUUACCGGCCGAUUUCCCCCAAUCCAAACUCAUUCCCAAAUCCCGUUUCGUCGUCGACGCAUUUUCUCACGCUGGUGAGUUCUCUGUUUCCUAUUUCCUUUCCCAUUUUCACUCCGAUCACUAUGCCGGUCUCUCCCCUACUUGGUGCAAGGGUAUCAUCUUCUGCUCUGAUGUUACCGCCCGCCUUUUGCUUGAAGUUCUCAAAGUCCCGUUGCCGUUUGUUCAAUCAUUGCCGCUUCGGGAGCCUGUAGUAAUCGAUGGAUGUGAGGUAAUACUUAUUGAUGCUAACCAUUGUCCUGGUGCGGUGCAGUUCUUGUUUAAGAUUCCUAGUGCGGAUGAAAAGUUUGAGAGAUAUGUUCAUACUGGGGAUUUUCGGUUUUGUGACUCUAUGAUAAUCGACCCUGUUUUGAAAACGUUUAUUGGCUCGGAUGCAGUUUUCUUGGACACUACUUAUUGUAAUCCGAAGUUUAUUUUUCCUUCUCAGGAUGAGUCUAUUGAAUAUAUUGUAAACAUGAUACAAAAAAUUGGAGGUGAAAGUAAGGGUUCUAUGGGGAGUGUUCUUUUCCUUAUAGCAACUUAUGUAAUUGGUAAGGAAAAAAUUUUGCUUCAAAUUGCAAGUAGAUGUAAUCGUAAGAUAAUGGUGGAUGCUAGGAAAAUGAAAGUUUUACGGAUUUUGGGGUAUGGUGGUGAGAGUGGGGUGUUUACUGAGCAUGAAAAUGAAAGUGAUGUUCAUGUUGUUGGAUGGAAUGUUUUGGGUGAGUUCUGGCCUUAUUUUAGGCCUAAUUUUGAUAGAAUGAAUGAUAUAAUGGUGGAAAAGGGGUAUUCUAAGGUUGUUGGUUUUGUUCCAACAGGGUGGACUUAUGAGAUGAAACACAAGAACUUCUCAGUAAGGUCUAAGGAUUCGCUUGAGAUACAUUUGGUGCCAUAUAGCGAACAUUCAAACUAUAAUGAAAUUAGGGAAUUUGUUAAGUUUUUGAAGCCUAGAAGAGUUGUUCCCACUGUAGGUUUGGAUGUUGAUAAACUUGAUAGCAAGCAUGCUGAUAAGAUUAGGAAGCAUUUUGGUGGUUUAGUUGAUGAAAUGGCCAACAGAAAAGAAUUCUUAAAAGGGUUUCAUCGUGGAGAAAUGAGUGAUGGUAUUGAUGAAACUGCCACAAUGACUGUAAAUGAGGACUUGGAAGAGAUGGAAACUGUAUCAGAAACAUGUGGUAGUAGUAUGGCGUUGUCUUCUCUGCAAGAAGUUGGUUCUACCGAUCGAUCCGUGUUGAAUGACGAGGAGCAGAAGAAGAUUAUCCAGGAACUUCGUGAGUGCUUGCCUGCAUGGGUGACUCAGGAUCAGAUAUUAGAGCUGAUUAGCAGGUCUGGGAGAAAUGUGGUUGAUGCAGUUUCUAAUUUCUAUGAACAAGAAACUGAAUUUUAUGAACAUAUUGCUACUCUCCCGGACAACCUUCCCAAGUUCCAGGGCAAAGUUGUAGAUAGCCCAUUGCCAUUUACUUUUCCUGCAAGAGAUGAUAUUAAAAAGAAUGUUUUCUUGGGAAAUUUUGACGUUUCUUCAGGCCAAGAUUCGAAGUCGUCCAGUCCAAGGGGCAAGAUGACGAGCAAGAGCAAAGCUUCUCCUGGAAAAAGGAAGAGAAAUCUUCAGGGUAAGCCGAAAAGUAAGUCGAAAAAGAAUUCAAGUCUGCAAUCUGAUGGGUCAAAGCAAUCUACAAUCACAAAGUUCUUCGGGAAAGCUUGAUAUUUGUGAGAAGAAGGUACUAAAAUGGAAUUUACAAGUAAGUUCCUCAAAUGAUAUGAUAAUGCUGAACAUGUGAACCAAGUGCAAGAGAAAGGGGAGGCUGUUGGAAAUAGUUUUCCAUGAAUUAUUGGUAGUGCCUCUCAAAACUCCACUUGAGACUCACUCAAAAGGAUGAGAUCUAUAUUAUUAUGGCAUAGGGUGUUAGUCUCAUGAGGAAAGUGCCGCAGCCAUCACUUAGCCAAUAUGGCCUUGUUUUGCAGCCACCUGUGGCUAGACCCCAAGAUCGAACGACAUAGCCACCAGGAGAGCUUUUUGUUUCAUCAAAAACUUCUCUCAGGAGGGGUUUACUUAACACAAACUGGAUCAAGUCAGGUCUUCAUCCCUUUGAAAAAUAGCUUUUGUUUGAAGAGAGUGGAUCCCAAAUGCAGUAGUUCUAGGAUUAUGGCCCCAUGAGAGAGAUCCAAAUGGGAGGGGUUUCUCAUUUCUGAAGGGCAAUCUAAAACCAUAGAGGAAAUGGUCUGUUUAUACCUUUUAAUUUUGAUUUGUUGAUAGAUAGAAUGAGGGAUCUCAUCUAGUUCAUACCUUACUCUUUUCC